Messenger RNA from Botrytis byssoidea, 1302 nucleotides. RefSeq lists its product as uncharacterized. The transcript is spliced from 4 exons. NCBI's taxonomy places the organism in Eukaryota, Fungi, Ascomycota, Leotiomycetes, Helotiales, Sclerotiniaceae. The record is from RefSeq and is a predicted model, not a curated record. The coding region runs from base 1 to 1302 and encodes 433 amino acids.
AUGUCAAAAGACGACAUCGAAUCUCGGCCUGCCAAGUCCCUGGGAUUUCGGAAAGUUUUUGUGGCCCUCUCCAGGACCUCCUCGCUCACUAUAGCCAGUAUCAAGCAGAAAUUCAAACAAGGUGUAACGACCUCACAUCUGCCCAACAGAGCAAAAGACAAGGAGCAGCGAAAGCCUGCCCUUACAGGAGUCCAAGCAAGAAAUAGACCAUCCGAGAAGAAGGUUGACAAGAAGGAAUCUGAGAAGAGAAAGAAUAAGAAUGGAAAGAAGUCAACACAGGAUAAGCGGACCUUCAAUGUACCUAAGCGCAGGUCAAAAGCACGCGUGGAAAAGGAGACAAGAUCUGGCAAAGUAAGGAAGGUAGCCAACCUGCCAAAGAUCUCUUACAUUAAAUUGAAAAACUUCUUGAAACCAGUUUACCUUUAUACUUGUACUAGCGAUUCGGGAACCCAAAAUAUCCCCUCCAUGAGACAGAGACCUUUCCUCGGGACCAAAAACGACAAGAAAAAAAAGUUUGGAUUGAUCGAAUUUAAGUAUUAUCACAAUUUUCCAAAGGAGAUUCCAUCUAAGAUCUGGAGAGCAACAUUUAAAACUCGCAUUGUCCUUGUGGAAGUUCAUGUUAAAAUGAACACUGAUAUUGAAAAGAUGAAAAUUGUUGGAGCACACAUGAGCGUCCCGAUCGCUUUGAGAGUUUGCCGAGAAAGUCGAGCUGAAGCACUUUUGUGGUACAGAGAUCUAGUCCCCGAAAAUUUUAGGCCCAUAUGCUUUCAUCCUACUCUUGAUUCCUUCGCAAUCAGAGCAAUGAAGGUUGCUCGUGAUGCAGACCCGAAGAAAAGAUGGACCGAAGUCACUUAUUUCGUCAAAGACAUUAUAUAUAUUCUGGGUUAUAUGGGCUCUGUCUAUAAAGAAAUUCCAAAAUUCGUUCGACGCAUCACUAUGUCGAGAGCAUGCUGGAGUCAAGAUCGAUUUUGGGAUACGAGAAUGCAGUUGGCAUGGAAUGAAGGUUGGGGUUAUGAUGGAUUGAAGGAGAUUGUCGUGUUAGAGUUUCUCGACAACACAGUCUACUAUUUACAGCAUGAGAAAUUUCUUCAAAGUCACUUUGAGAUCAUAAAGCGGACGCAUCCUGCUUGCGUUAUGCCAAGAAUUCGAAUUUUUCUAGAUCAUGUGGGCCACUUACCUUACAGUAGUGAUAAUUUCUCUGAGAUAAUGGGGGAGGGAAGAUAUGAAGAUAUCGAUACAAAGUAUUACCGCUGUCGUAGGUGCGAUUCAUGUUGGGUCAAGUGGUUUGAGUCGGAUUUCUGA